AUGGUGGUCGGUGGUGUCGCUGUGAUUCUCUUUGCGAACCAGCCUGGACAGCAGGCCGUGCCCCUGCUUAGUGCAUGGGACUUGAACUCGUUUUCGUGGAUGCAGCGUGGCACUGUGCAGGACAUGAUGGCGUUCAUGGCGAAGACCGUGUCGGAGCGCACGCAGCCUGGUCAGCGUCAGUCGAUCCAGGAAAACAACUUUACUGCGCAUGUGCAUGCUCGCCCGGCCGUAGAUGGUAUUAGCGGCGUGAUUGUGUCGGACAGCGAGUACCCCGUGCGCGUGGCCUACUCGCUCCUGAACAAGCUGCUGGAAGAGUUCCUAAUGAAGGUGCCCAAGUCGCGCUGGAAUGCGCAGGCUGCACAGCUAGCCGCUAGUGGCUCGAUUCCCUCGAAAGGCGAGGGUAUCGUGCGGUCGUCCGACUUCCCACAGGCGCAAGAUUACCUUGCGCGGUACCAGGACCCACGCCAGGCCGACACGAUCAUGCGGGUCCAGCAAGAAUUGGACGACACCAAGAUUGUGCUGCACAACACCAUCGACUCGGUUCUCCAGCGUGGCGAGGAUCUUGAUAAGUUGGUGGAAAAGAGCGGCUCGUUGAGUCAGCAGAGCAAGAUGUUCUACAAGUCGGCUCGGAAGACUCGUGCUGCGGCGUGA
Messenger RNA from Malassezia pachydermatis, 651 nucleotides. RefSeq names its product snare protein ykt6. Gene Ontology annotation, molecular function: SNAP receptor activity. The transcript is spliced from 4 exons. Lineage: Eukaryota; Fungi; Basidiomycota; Malasseziomycetes; Malasseziales; Malasseziaceae. Gene Ontology annotation, biological process: endoplasmic reticulum to Golgi vesicle-mediated transport. Bases 1 to 651 code for a protein of 216 amino acids. Gene Ontology annotation, cellular component: Golgi apparatus. The record is from RefSeq and is a predicted model, not a curated record.